Molecule: messenger RNA, 1258 nt
Organism: Chaetomium strumarium
Lineage: Eukaryota; Fungi; Ascomycota; Sordariomycetes; Sordariales; Chaetomiaceae
Exons: 2
Coding region: 157-1146 (329 amino acids)
Source: RefSeq, a predicted model, not a curated record
CGGUCGAUCCUGAAUCUCAGUCGAUGAUGUGAUGGGACGGACAGGGCGGAUGAUCAAUCUGGCAGCCGGUACGGAGUAUUGUUCUGGUGUACUGUAACGACCAGGUACCUACGGAUAGCUGGUAGCGAUUUCGUUUGCUUGACAUCGGACAGACAGAUGUCCGAGAGGAUAGUAAAGAAGACAAAGCUAACGUCGAAGAAAGUUCAGUCGGAGAAAGCUAUUGCUGCGCGAGACAUGUCGAAGCUCUCGCCGUCGCUCAAAGCGCUCAUCAACGCGCCGUUUGCCCGCCCGGGGCAGGCGGCGGCACCGCGGCACAUCCGUGACAUCUACGCCCGCAUCGCACACGAGGCACGCGAGCGCAAGUAUGGCGAGCGGCCGUGGGUGACACUCUCGGCAGCAGCAACAUUCACCCUCAACUCCCCCUCCUCGCUGCUCAUCCUGCACGACCUGGCCUCCUCCUCCUCCUCUUCAACCAAUCUCUCCCCGCUACGCACCGCCGAAUUGAUCCGCGAAAUCGGGCUCAAAUGCAUCUCCUUCAACGGCAUCCCGCGCACAAUCAACUGCCUCGGCGCCUUCAAAGCCGGGCUGGACCCUUCCCUGGCCUCGCAGCUGACCACGACCCCGUCGCGCCACCUCACGCCGGACAACAUCGCCUCCGUGACAGAACACGGCCGCGAUCUGUGGGCCAGCAUCUACACCCCCUUCGACGAGAAGCUCGAGGCCAAGCUGGCCGAUAGCCACCCGGACUUGCCGGUGCAUAUCCUGGGUUGUCACUACGGGCCGCUGCUGGCUGAUCCGCCUGCCAGGAAUGCUCAGCGGCGGCAAGGAAGCGGGUUGGGGGCGGUGGGGCGGAACUUGACGAGUGUGGUUGCUGUUGCGUGCUUGAGGGCGCAGACCGGGGUUGGGCCGCAGGUGUUGAGCCAUGUGUUUGGGUUGAGGAAGGGGGUGGAGCAGGGGUUGCAUCGGGAGGAGUUUGUGGGUGUGGAGGAUGGGGAGGCGGAGGCGGAGGGGGUCGAGAGGUUGGCCGGGGACGAGGGGUGCGAGUGGUUGUUGAGGAGCGUGGAUGCGAUUGCCGAGGCGGUUGGGAGUAGCUAUGCGAGAUGGGACGGUGAGGGUGGGAAGGGGGGCAGGGAGUCGAAGUUGUAGGGGUGUGUCAAUAGGUAUAGGUACUAAACCUGGAAACAUAAGGUACAGGUAACUAGAAGGGGAGGUGAGAUCGGGUGUACAUAACGUAGUACAUACUUGCAUGGGAAUCAUG